GUUACUAAUAAAGUUCAUUGACAGCGACCACCUCGACUUCCGGACUGCAAUCCCCACAACUCCCCGCGUUAUGACCUCACAUCCGGUGGGUCCGACUGUCACCUCGGAAACCCCCUUUGGCUGGUGAGCUGUGGCCCCGAGGGGAGGCGCCGCUAGGAACCAUGUCUGCCUUGGAAAAGCAUCUCCACAUGGGGGGGUUACCACCACGACCCACAAUGCCCGGGGGGCUUCAGUCUGGAUCUAAAAUGAGGAUGGGGCCAGGCAGGAAGCGGGACUUCUCCCCUGUACCUUGGAGUCAGUACUUCGAAUCCAUGGAAGAUGUUGUGGUGGAAAGCGAAACAGGCAAAGCCAGCUUUCGUGUUUACAGGAGCGGCUCUGAGGGGCCAGUGUUGCUUUUAUUGCACGGAGGUGGUCACUCUGCACUUUCCUGGGCUGUGUUUACUACUGCAAUAACCAGCAGAAUACGCUGCCGAGUGCUGGCAAUAGAUCAGAGGGGCCAUGGUGAAACAAAAGUAAGGAAUCCAGAGGAGCUCUCUGCAGAGACAAUGGCCAGGGACAUUGGGAAUGUUGUGGAAGCCUUAUAUGGAGACUUGCCUCCUCCCAUCAUGCUUAUCGGUCACAGUAUGGGCGGAGCUAUAGCAGUUCAUACUGCGGCUGCAAACCUGGUGCCGAGCUUAUUGGGCCUGUGUGUGAUUGACGUUGUUGAAGGCACCGCCAUGGACGCACUAAACAGUAUGCAGAACUUCUUAAGGAGCCGCCCAAAAACAUUCAAAUCUUUGGAAAAUGCUAUUGAAUGGAGUGUAAAAAGUGGCCAAAUCAGGAACCUGGAGUCAGCACGAGUUUCAAUGGCUGGCCAGAUCAAACAGUGUGAAGAGGCAACAACUCCUGAGGGGCCCAAAGCUAUAGUAGAAGGCAUCAUUGAAGAAGAAGAGGAGGACGAGGAGGAAAAUGGUGGUCAGUCUAUCAACAAGAGGAAGAAGGAGGAUGAUACAGACACCAAGAAAGAGCGGCCGUACACCUGGAGGAUUGAGCUCUCGAAAACAGAGAAGUACUGGGAGGGAUGGUUUAGAGGCCUCUCCAACCUUUUCCUCAGCUGUGCAAUUCCCAAGCAGUUGUUGCUAGCAGGUGUCGAUCGACUGGACAAAGACCUGACAAUAGGACAGAUGCAAGGAAAAUUUCAGAUGCAGGUACUUCCCCAGUGUGGACAUGCUGUGCAUGAAGAUGCCCCAGACAAGGUCGCAGAAGCAGUCGCCACAUUCUUGUUGCGUCACAGGUUUACAGAAUCAGUUGGUGGAUUCCAUUGUGUGUUCCCCGCCUGUUAGUAUCCUGCUGCCUGCGGCCAAUGGACCUGCAAAUAGUCUGAAACCAGAAGUAACUGAUGAUCCAACUUCUCACCAUGAGCCUGGUACAAAAGUGGAAAUGGGGGUUUUUAUCCGGAGGCAGCCCCAACCAAUGAGAAAGCAGCCCCCAGUCCGGCAGUUUGCUCCUUCCUGAGACCCUCUCUGUGCAUUAAUCACAUGCUCAUCCCUCACUGGCCCCUCCAAUAAUCAUCUCCUCAUCUCCAACCUUCUCCUUAAGAUAUCAUUGGGGGGAUCCUUUCAAAUCCGGCAGGUUGAGAAAGCGCCAGUCACCAUGUUUGUCCCAAUCACAGCGCUCCGUCAGCACAGGCUUUGCCGUUAGGGUUUAGGGGGGGUCUGGAUGGUUCAUUCUGGGGUUGGGAGGGGGACAGUAGGGGGCAGGAUAAUCUCAUCAUUGCUUAUUCAAUACAGAUUGGAAUCAAGCUAUUCAGGAAGGAAGGGGAGACCUUGCAUUACCAUAAGUUAUUAAUGGAUUCAUCUCGUUUCCUUGCCUAUAGCUUUCCAAUGAGAAUCAGCUGAAACAUUCCAUGAUCUUUCAUUUGCUUUCUGCAAUCCCUGCAGAGUUACAAGCCCAAUAGAUUUAUACAGCGAUAUAUAAAGCUUCACUUGUCCGCUAGUAAACUCCGCUGCGCUUGUCAUCUGCCGUCGGAUGAUAUAAUGGGAUCUUUGGGUUUUUGAGAACUUCUAUUUUUUGGUCUUCUGGUGAGUCUGUUCUGGAUACGACCCAUUAAAACGUUUUUUUUUUUUGCCCCAUUUUUAUAAUUGAUGUUGUAACUGCCAGAAAUAAUACAGAGCUACGGAAAUGGCAAACCCGUUUGGAUGCAGAAUUGAUUCUCAGAUCCAGCACUAAUUUACUCUGAGGGUUUUUCCAACUGGCCCUGCCGCAUCUGACUGGCCCUGACGCUUUCUGACUGGCCUUGAUGCUUUCUGACUGGCCCUGACGCUUUCCGACUGGCCCUGACGCUUUCCGACUGGCCCUGACGCUUUCCGACUGGCCCUGACACGCUUUCCGACUGGCCCUGACGCUUUCCGACUGGCCCUGACGCUUUCCGACUGGCCCUGACGCUUUCCGACUGGCCCUGACGCUUUCCGACUGGCCCUGACGCUCUCCGACUGGCCCUGACGCUCUCCGACUGGCCCUGACGCUCUCCGACUGGCCCUGACGCUCUCCGACUGGCCCUGACGCUCUCUGACUGGCCCUGACGCUUUCUGACUGGCCCUGCAAUGUUAUAGAACUGGAACUGACUCACUGGGAAACAUGUUCCGACUGCCCACGCACAGCUCUAAAGCCGCAAUUCACUCUGAAUUCAGUGGGACAAAGUAACUUUUGUAUAUAUUUAAUGGAAUAGGAAAUCAUGUAGGACAUUAUUUACAAUGCAGGGACAAAACACAACUACCAGACUGUGUAUUGUGAGCCUCUAGUUGUUGGCUGGUGGGAUGCGGGGAGUUGUAGUUCAGUGACAUCACAUAACUGGUACUUACAGUGGAGUGGUGGAAGAAUAGGGUUGAGAUGUUUAUUGUUAUUUAAUGAAUGUAAUCUCUUUAAUUAGGUUGCUGGGGCUCAAUAUUAAUAAAGUAGGUAAGUCUGAGCCCCAUAAAUUCCAUAGUAGACGCCGGACUGAUGUUUGAGAAGGAGACAAAUUGCAGAAGGUGCAGCUUUGUACUGGGGGGAUCAUCACUUACUGUACAGCUGUACUUACUGUGGAUUCCUCCUUGGGAAUCUCAUUAAUAAAAUGUAAAACUGA
Xenopus laevis (African clawed frog) is the source of this 3103-nucleotide messenger RNA. It is a transcript of the gene ppme1.S, whose product is annotated as protein phosphatase methylesterase 1 S homeolog. The record is from RefSeq and is a predicted model, not a curated record. The transcript has 15 exons. NCBI's taxonomy places the organism in Eukaryota, Metazoa, Chordata, Amphibia, Anura, Pipidae. The coding region runs from base 162 to 1322 and encodes 386 amino acids. Gene Ontology annotation, molecular function: protein methylesterase activity.